GUGUUGACAUAGUAUUAAAAAUAAAUUCUAACCUACAAAUUGCAUCGCUAACCAACCGCUAAGGAUGUGCAAUUAUCAAUAAAAGCUGUAUUAAAUGACAGAAGUUCCUGGAAAAUAUCUUUUUACUUUCUUGACGAACCUGAAUUCUACAUACUUUAUGUUGUACUGCGGCUUUUUACGGUGAUAAGUGAUCGCACAAAUUUCGCGUGUUAUCAAGACUUUUAGUCCCUUUAAUAUUACUUUAAGUACAUUUUAAAUCUACAAGAUGUCUCUCCUGGUGGCAACGGACAAAUACAUAGCACUAGCUAAAGAUCUUCACAUAGAUUAUUACGAUUAUACAGAUCAUAAAAUAGUUGAUAUUCCUUUACUACCUAAGCAGCCUGAAAAAGAUUAUAUAUCAGAUAUAGCUGUUUCAAAUGACGCUAAACAUUUAGCAUUAGUAACAGCAUCUUCUAAGCAACUUAUGAUAUAUGAUUUAUGUAAAAUGGAACAUCAAACAACAUUUAUUAUACCAAGAAGUGCCAGUAGAAUAAGAUUUACAGUGGACAAUACAAAGCUGUUAGUAGCAGACAAGAGUGGCGAUGUGCUCAUUUAUGAUAUAAUGAAGAAAGACUCAGGAACUAAACUCCUUGGCCAUUUAAGUUUACUAUUGGAUGUUUUGCAAUCAAAUGACUCAAAAUAUAUAAUAUCAUGUGACAGAGAUGAAAAGAUUAAGGUUUCUUGUUACCCCAAAACCUACAGUAUCCAAACAUACUGCUUAGGUCACAAAGAGUAUGUCAACCACAUAGAAUUUCUGCCACACAAUGAUAAAUACUUGACCAGUUCAUCUGGUGAUGGAACUUUGAAAAUCUGGGACUACAGUGAAGGAAAGCUCUAUCAUACAAUUGACACUAAGUUUGAUGUAAAAGAUGAACAAUUAAGACAAAACUUUAUUAACAUAAUGGAUGAAGGUGGCAUUGAAGUUGCCACACUGCCAAUUGUACAUUAUACCACAACAAAAAAUAAUAAUUCUAGCAGUUUAUUAGCUAUCACUGUACAUUCUUACAAUGCUGUAAUUAUCUACAGUGUAACAAUUGAAGAUAAUUCAUUUAGUCAUAAACUAGAAAAGAGGUUGGAGCUUCCAAGAUUUCCAGCUGCCAUCAAUCUAUUUAACAAAACCUUAUUUGUUUAUGACAAUGUUGAAUGUAAUAUCAAUGUUUUUAAAAUAGUUGCCGAAGGUGGAAACUUUUCACUUGAAGAGCCUUCUAAGAUAGCAAUGUUCAAAAAUAAAAAUAUACAAUCAGAUAGUGAACAGGUACAAUUGGAAUCAAUCAAGGUUCUAUACAAACGAAAAUUUGAUAAUGUUCAGGAAUAUCAAGAAAGGAAAAAGCUAAGAUUACAGAAGUCUACAAAAUAAUUUGCUUAAAUACAGUUUUUUUAUGAA
Molecule: messenger RNA, 1423 nt
Organism: Trichoplusia ni (cabbage looper)
Lineage: Eukaryota; Metazoa; Arthropoda; Insecta; Lepidoptera; Noctuidae
Gene: wuho
Product: tRNA (guanine-N(7)-)-methyltransferase non-catalytic subunit wuho
Exons: 1
Coding region: 266-1396 (376 amino acids)
Biological process (GO): RNA (guanine-N7)-methylation
Cellular component (GO): cytosol; nucleus; tRNA methyltransferase complex
Molecular function (GO): tRNA (guanine(46)-N7)-methyltransferase activity; protein binding
Source: RefSeq, a predicted model, not a curated record